CCCCCCUCCAGCACAGCACCCUCCAAUCUCACUGCUUCACUACAGGUCCCUAUGCCACCUCCUCUCUUCGCAGCCUUCCCACCACCGCUGGCUGUGGAUGUGCAGCACAAGAACCAGAGCACCAUAUCCGUGGCCUGGCAGCCCCCCCGGCACAGCAGGAUCCCUCCUCUCUGGUUCAUAGUGGAGUGGGUUUGUACAGCUCCGUACAGCCACGAGGAAGAGUUCUUUUGGAAGAAAGUCCCAGGCCAGGACACCCACACUUACAUCCAAGAGGACGCAGCAGCAGGAAGCCACAUCAACGUGUCGGUGUAUGCAGCCUACCCAGAUGGAGUGAGCAAACCAAGCUCGGGCCACGUUUCUUUGGAGGACCAGAUGUUGGACAUCAUCUACCAGGAGGCUUCGCAUGAUGAUGACAUCAGGUUUUUCCUGGGAAUGGGUGUCAGUGUGAUCAUAUUAUCUGUGGCUCUUGUAAUUCUGAUGUUGAAAAAAUCAGCUAGAAAAAGAACUAAGGCAGCAGUGGCACUGGUCUUACCAAAAUGGCUGCUUGAAGAUUUCCCCCACGUGGAAAACAGCAGGGUGAUAAAGUCCUUCCAGGAAAAGAGUGAAUUCACAAGCAGCAUUUUCAGUGGGCCGUUCCUGGAUAACAGUGACCCCACAAUUACGGAGAUACAGGAGCUGUCAGGGCACAAGAAAUACAAGAACGUGAACAUCAAAAAGGAACCCAGCAGUGUGGUCCCUGAGAACGUGGAGCAGCCACAGAGCUCAGCACCUCCCCAUAACACGGCCACGGAGCAGGUCGGUGACUACAAACCCCAAAUCUCUGAUGCAAACACUCUGGGAUAUGUAGCUGCCAACAUUGGCCUAAUACAGCCCUACACACCGGCUCCAGAACCAGAGACAAGUAUUUUCUUCAGAGACUACAGCAGCCCUUUCAGCUACCUGUGGGAUGCUCAAGGAGCUGAAGGGCCCCAGAUCUGCCUGCUGGAUAAGAUCAACCUGGUUUUAAACAACGACAGAAGUGGGCAAAACCACGCGUUCAGCUCUGCCCAGGAGGAACAGAACGCGCUUUUGGAAAACCAGUGGGAAAAAACACUGUACAGUGAAGGAGUUCAGGAACAAACCUUGGUUCCAGAUGAGCUGGUUUCUUGCUUGAGGGCAAUGAAUGGAGGAUCUGUGGAUAUUCAGACCUGCUUUCCGCAGAGCAUCGGAAGAUUGUUUUGAGAGAAACUGUGAUGAAAAGCCCACAGACUUGUGGCAGUCUGAUCGUGACACAUAGCUGCCUUUGAGAUUUCAAACAUCACAGCUGGAACAAAACUCCAGAUCUGAAACUCUUCACCUUAACCGACCACAGAUAGCUUUUGGAUGCCUUGGCCAAUAAUAUAUCGUUUUAAUUUUACCUCAUGUUUUUACAAACACAAAAAUGUGAGCUUGGAUUCCUGUAGGAACUGAAAUACAAAGCAGGUGACUCUUACAGGAUGCAUUCUGCUUCAAUUAUUAGCCUAAGGCACUCUCUUGUUAAAUAUACAGAACAUGUAAUACCUGGAGCUGAUUGCCUUCAAGAUGGAUAAAACCUUCCCUGAGGUAUUCUGGCUGAACUGUGUGAAAUAGCUUGGGAUCACCCACAAUGAAGAGACACUACAAUGAGGACAAUUUACACAUCUUGCAGCAGCCGUGGAUACCAUACGAAAUCUUUUCUGUUUGACAGAAUAGCCCAAUUUCAUUUUCCUUUCCAUUCAGUAAGAAAAAAAUACAUCAGGUAAGAACAAAGCUUCAUCGUCUUGGUCUGCCAGCCCCAUUGAAAAUCUCUGUCUGCAUUUGUCACUGGGCAGAUUCUUCAUUUUGGAUGAAGGAUUCAUCACCUCACGUCAGUUUGUCUGCGGUUUGGUUUUGCUGCUCUGUCAGAAGCAGAACAUGGCAGAGAGAAAUGGCAUUUGUUCAGUGCAUAAGAGGAAAUUUGGAUCUUCUGAGAUGCAGAAAACAAAAUAUCAGAGUCUCCUUCUUGCUGAGUGGUCUUGAAAGCAGUUAAAGGUUUGCCCAGGAUGUCAGAGGUAGCCUUGCAAGAUGGCUACCCUGGGAAUGUGAGAGGUUGGGUUAUUAUCACCUCUUUGACUGAUCACCCCAACCUUUUCAGGAAACACUUGAGAUGCUCUGAAGGAAUAGAAGCAUAAAAGAAGUUUACUAUGCCCUAUGAAAUGGCUGGGCAUUCCAUGAGCAAUGCUCUCCCUAAGGUUUGUUCUACUGGUUCUUCUCUCUUACCUCUUAUCACAGCAAAGACUGUUUUUGUGCCAGAGCUGCGUGCUCAGGGUGGGCAGGAGUUAGUGCCAUGCAGCCUCUGGAUGGGGCUCAGGGUGGAGCAAGGGGAGGGCAGUGGUCCUGCAGCCUCCUCCAUGCUGCUCAGAGCAGGACUUGGGCACUGCAGCACUGCUAGCAAGAGGUAGCACAAAGGAGCCUCUGAAGUACCAAUAUGUGUGACUUCCACUCACCGAGGAGUCUGUGCAUCUUACACAGCUCAGGGUAACGGAGCUGGCUGUGCACGUUGCAGGGAACACACGCAGGGGAUGUAUUUCGUAAGACUGACAUUAACAAAAUGGUAAAAAGAAAAAAAAAAAGGAAAAAAGAUCACCUGACAGUGCAUUACCAAACCGAAGGCUGUAAAAUAGUCAUAGCAAGACUCAGAAUGCUUUUAUAAGACUUACAAAGCUAAUACAAAUGCUAACCUACAUGUAAUUAGUCGUCUAGUAUUACCCACUUGAUGACUGUUGGCAGCAAAACCUGGAGAUUGUAAUUUUCCUUUUGAAUGUUGCCAGGCAAUGCAUGUUUUUCUCUAACAGCUAUUGCACAAAUCAA
Molecule: messenger RNA, 2847 nt
Organism: Meleagris gallopavo (turkey)
Lineage: Eukaryota; Metazoa; Chordata; Aves; Galliformes; Phasianidae
Source: RefSeq, a predicted model, not a curated record